Molecule: messenger RNA, 2265 nt
Organism: Setaria italica (foxtail millet)
Lineage: Eukaryota; Viridiplantae; Streptophyta; Magnoliopsida; Poales; Poaceae
Exons: 13
Coding region: 292-1944 (550 amino acids)
Source: RefSeq, a predicted model, not a curated record
CAACUAGAUACAGGGGGAACCUUCCUCUCUCGGUUCCCACCUCCCUCUUCCGAUCCGAUCUCGUCCUCUCACGUCGCUGGCGAUCGUCGGCGGCAACGGGACGCCGCCGCUCCUCUAGCCCUCCAGCCGACGAGCGACUAGGGUUUGGGGCACCCGUCCGCCGCGCCCCCCCGGGCCUCCCCAUCCAGAUCUGCAAGGCGUGAGUGAGCCCCUCCCGAUCCGCCGCUCGCCCAGACCGCGCCGCCCGUCCCGCCUGCUCGCCCAGUCGGCAGACCGCGAAGUUUUGGAAAGAUGCUGCCAAGUAAGAGGGGUGCUGAUGAUCUUACAAGAUUCUCAGCUGACAAUAAAAGAACUUGCAGUGGAGAAGAGGCAACUGAUUUUUUAGAUAUCUGGAGGGAUCUGGGUGUGGAAGUUGCAUCAAAGGUGUCUAGAAGUGUUGUCUCAAUUGGUUUGUCCGAUGGGCAAAAUGUGCUAUAUGCAUCCUCUGGUGUAGUUAUAGAAUGUCAGUCUUCCUUCACAAAGUUUGUGACUUCAGCAAGUUUGGUUAGAGCUUUACAUGAUUCUGAAACAAAUGACCAUACGGUUAAGAUUGUAGUACGGCAUGAAGAAGAUGUGGCCAUAGGGUUUCUGGAAGAAUAUGAUUUGGAUUAUGAAAUUGCUGUUGUCAAAGUCAAGGCCAUCCUUGAUGUUUAUUGCGUGCCUCUCGAUCAUCAGGUGCAAUUUGACCCCCAUGGUCGAAAGGUAGUGGCAGUAGGGCGUGACAUCUCUAACAGAUUAUUGACCACAAGUGGGACAUGUACUGAUUCACAUGGAUCUCAAUAUAGUCGGUAUCUUAUGUUCUCUACAUGUAAAUUAUCUGAGGUUAUGCAGGGCGGUGCACUUUAUGAUUUUUAUGGGAACUUUUUUGGCAUCAACCUCUUCUGGGAUAUGGAAAGACCAAUUUUCUUGCCAAGGAGUAUAAUUCUCGAACGUGUGGUGCAUUUUCGUACAUCCUUGAAAAAGAGUGUAUUUCUAAACCUGGUGAAGCCAGUCAGGGAUAAAAAAAGACAAAUAAGACGCAUAGGUGUGAAACUUCUCCCUCGUCCUGAAGGUAGCAUUAAGAUUUUUGGAGACGUAUAUCCUAAUGGUGUCUGGAGUGAACUCGAGCAUGGAGUUGUUUCUCACAUAUUAAGAAAUCUUGUUGCACUUGCUUCAUUCAAAGGUGAAUCAAAAUUAAGAACAUGCACGGGAUUUUUCAUUGACUAUGCUGAUAAAUGCCCGACUAUUCUGACAUCAGCGAGCUUGGUUAGGAAAAACGACGCCAAAAUUAUUGAGGGCUUAAGGAUUGUGGUGUUGCUUCCAAACAGGGAACGCUGUGAAGGGAAAUUGGAACAUUAUAGUUUACAUUACAAUGUUGCUCUAGUCAGCAUCAAGAAUUAUACUGUUGAUUGUCCUGUGGAUCUGAACCGUGAGCAUAUAGAUUGGUCUACCAAGUUAUUAGCCGUGGGCCGUUGCUUUGAAUCAGGUUUAGCUAUGGCUGCAAGUGGAAAAUGUACCAGGUGGUCAGGCAACCUGGAUUGCAAAGAUCUUCAGUACACUGCAUGUACAAUCACUAAGGCUGGGAUUGGAGGGCCCCUUGUUGCUGUCAACGGCAAAUUUGUGGGCAUGAACUACUAUGAUAGGAACAUGGGAACUCCGUUCCUGUGGUUUGAUCUUCUCCGUGGAAUUCUGAACUAUUUUAAGACAGGACAAACAAAUUAUAUGAAGAUACUCCAUGAUUCAUCAGUAUUAAUUUGUGAGGUGGGCUGUAUUGUUAAAGAUGGUGAGCAACAACCACCAAACAGACGAAGUGAAGACAAAAUCCUUGAGGAUCAAGAUGAAGAUGCAUCUAAAGAUGAACGUGCAGCCAUAGCCCACCCCAAUAGAUACUGGUACCGUAAUGGAAAUCUUUCCGUGUACAAGUAGUCCUACGGUCAUGGAGCUUUUACCGUAUACAAGUAGUCUUUUUUCUACUCUGCUGAACCAGAUGUAAGCUUGUUUUAGCUAGAUUCGUUGAGGAAUCUUUGUUUAAUAUUUGAACCCUUGUUAUAUGCAAGUCGAGAACUGUACUGCUGAAUCGUAUGAGGUUAUGAGCCCAAACAAUAUGCUGUGACGUUAGUCUCUGCAAGUGGAUCCGUGCGCACGUCCUGGUUUCCAAAUGUGCUGUCACAUGAUACCCCACAAUGGAUAGUUUCUUAAGUUGCUUCUUGAGCUAUUCAAGAUAAUUAAAUGUUACAUUUUUGUAUA